Molecule: messenger RNA, 2964 nt
Organism: Folsomia candida
Lineage: Eukaryota; Metazoa; Arthropoda; Collembola; Entomobryomorpha; Isotomidae
Exons: 2
Coding region: 1730-2560 (276 amino acids)
Source: RefSeq, a predicted model, not a curated record
GUAUUUUUACGCAAUAUCUCAGCACGUUUGGGUGCAAUAAUUUUUCAACCAUAGGUUACAGUUUUUUAAUGCAAAUUUAGCGUGUCUCACGGUGCACACCAAACUUAGCACAAAAUUUAUGCAAUAAUCACGCCUUUUUUUGUUUGUUAAAAAUUUUCACCAUGGAUGCGUUACUUUGACGCAAAAGUAAUAAUUUUUGUUGAUCGGGUAGUGAAUUAAGAUUUUACUUCAGUGAUGACCUGAUCAGCAGUAUCUUUAUUAAUAUCAUCUUGGGAGCAAGUAUUUUGCAAGAUGUUAAGCAUUUUUGUUUAAUCAAAACAAAUUUUCAAUCUUUUAAUUUUCAGAUUUUUGACUGAUAAUUGUAACAAAAAAUUGCGCCUUUAAAUUCGGGUGGAAUGUGUUUCUUAAAAUGAUACAUGAACGUGAUGGGAUGAUGUGCGUGAUUAUUUUACUGCUGACCUCGGACAACUUAGCCAUUGGAUUAGGGAAGUCUUUUGUUCUGGCAAAACAAGGGUCGAUAGUAAGGUCUGCUUAUUCGCCAGGAUGUGAUCCAUGCGCUCUCAUUUUCCAACAAUUAUAGCUUGUGUAAUUCUGCACGGAUUUUGAAAGUAAUUAUAGAGGUAGUUAUUUAAAAAUAUGACAGUAGCAUAGUGCAUCCAAAAUCGGUUUUUCCGAUUUUACAAAACCGGUUAAAAACCGGUUUUCGAUUAAACCGAAAACCGGUUUUACUUUUUUCCAAAAAACCGGUUUUGCAAAAAACCGGUUUUAAGAUUUUCAUAGAAACCGGUUUUGUCGAAACACCGGUUUUAUUACACGCGAAAACCGGUUUUAGAUUUUUGAUGGGGCAAAGUGGUAAAUCGUUUUUUAUUGGAGCGGGGAGUUUAGUAUUGACCGUGCGAGGACUUAUAAAAACUAAUUUUUCAUUUCUAAGUCUUUAAAAUGGCAAAUUCAGAGCCAUCAACACAAAUUCCGAUUUAUGUUAACUAUCUUAAGAAAGGGGAUGAUGAAUCUUCCGUUUGGUAUUAUUUUUUACGGGAAAAAGACGGUCAGUCCGGAAAAUGUAAAAAUGGUGACUGCCAACAAAUUAUCAAAACAAGUGGUGGUACAACGUCUAGUCUCAGGUAAAAUAUUAUUAGAGUGACUUAAAUUAAAUUUAAAAAAAUAUCUGGAUUUUAUUGACUGGAAUAUUUUAUAAAGAACCCAUUUGAAGUCAAAGCACAAAAUUAUAUUAAAAACUAAGGCGACGGAAGAACCACUUGCUCAAGGUAAACUUACUCAAGAUGUGCCUGCUAAGAUUACGAAGAAAAUAGACCAAUGUUUUCCACAUGUUGAGAAGAUUUCGCGAUUUCUAACAAUUUCACGGAUGGUCGCAAAGGACGGUUUGCCAUUCUCGGUAUUUUGUACUUCUGCCGAUCUGAGGAGAGCAAUAUCGGCACUUCAUUUGAAGGACGACCUCCCACGGUCACCAUCAACUAUUCGAAGCAUUGUAAUGAAGUUCUCACAAUCACUCCGAGCACAACAGUGGAAAAAAAUUCAAGAAAAUGUGAAAGCUGGGACAAAGUUAUGUGCAAUAUUUGACGAGUGGACCUCAAGAAAGAAUAGGCGCUAUAUGUAUAUCAUUGUUACUGGAUCUUAGCAAAUUUGGAAUUUAGGUCUGGUACGAAUACAUGGUUCCCUUACAGCAGAAAAGGCUCUAUCACUGGUUGAAGAAAAAUUGAGACAAAAUGGAAUGGAUUUGGAGACAACCAUCGUUAGCAUAAUCACAGAUGGGGCUUCAGUGAUGACCAAAAUCGGAAAGUUAUCACCUACCCAUCAGCAGUUAUGCAUCGCCUAUGGCGUUCAGCUGGCAGUAACCGAUGUGCUUUAUGCAAAAAAGAAAAAUGCACAAAAUGUGGUUUCUGUUCCCAAUCAGGCAGAUGAGAUUGAUGUUAUGAACGACAAUGAUGGCUAUGCCGGAGGGAACGAAGAGUGCGACCAGGAUGAUGAUGACGACCAAGACAAUGAUGGCGCUUUCGUUGUUGAUAUAAAUGGCCCGCCCAUGGAUAUUAUGCAUGAUACCAUUGCUCCCCUUAUCUGCAAAGUUCGUAAAAUCGUCAAAUUGUAUCGAAAAUCGCCUCUCCGAAAUGAAAACUUGCAAAAGUAUGUGAAAAUCGAAUUUGAAAAAGAAUUGUCACUCCUUUUAGAUUCGAAAACUAGAUGGAAUAGUUUAAUGGAUAUGAUGGAAAGAUUUUACAACUUACGAAGUUGUAUAAGGAAAUCCUUAAUUGACUUGAAACCUGAAGUUAAAAUCUAUUUGGACGACGAUGAUGUCAAUCAAAUUCAUCAACUAAUCCAGGCACUCGGGCCGCUGAAGUUAACAGUAGAAGUUCUUUGUCGCCGCGAUUCAAAUCUUCUAUCUGCAGAUGCUGCGCUCAACUUCACGUUGUCAAAACCAGAUGAAUUGGAGACCAGAGUGGCUGAGGACCUUGCGGAAAUGCUCAGGAAGCGAAUUUUGGAAAGAAGAACUGAAUACCCGGGAGUUUUGCAAUAUUUACACUCCGCCUCACACAUGAUGAGUUAAAAAUACGAUAAAGUAUUUGAAAUUCCAUCUAAACAUAAGAUAACAAUGGUCCUAAAAAAUUUGCUAUCCCCUUUGUGCCCAAGUGCAGAAUCAUGCCAAAAUACACGGAAUGAAGGAGAUCGGGGGCCAGAUGGAAUUUUGAUCAGCAACAAAAAAUUACCACUUCAAGUUGAGUUGAACCAAGCUCUUCAAGAGAUUGAUACUGUUGAGCAUGCCGAAAAACACACGUCGCCACAAACGUUGUUGUCAACUAUCAAGAAAGAGAUGUCGCUGUUUGAAGCCGGAGGGUCACGCGGUCAUCAUCUCCAAAUUGCAUAUGAAUAUUUGAAGACAAUUAAACCAACAAGUGAUAAAGACCAAGUGUACUGUACAAAUCCUUUUCGCGUCGAUGUCACCGAAUUUAA